UUUUUAUAUGUAGGAAAAAGCUUAUUGUGCUAAUUAUGAAUCAGCUGUCUCCACUCAUGACAUCAUUUCCCCUAUAAAAAGGGCAUCAGUCUCCACAUUACACCACCUUUGAUAAAGCUGCCUGGUGCAGCGAAACGUGUCAGUAGAGACCUUAGGUGGACCAAUUGUGACCAGCACCAUCACCAUCCAAAUGUUUACAGUCAGGACUCUUUGUGGAUUUACCCCCUUCUGUGGACCAGGACUCCAGUGCCGGCAGUGCAACUGCCUACAACCUUUCCUUUGGAGAUCUCAUUUAUUGGAACACAGAAUUACUUGCCAAAAUCAGGACUUCAUCAUUGGUUCCUGUUGCUCACUGUGAACCAGGACUCCAUUAUCUGUUGCCGUUGCCAUACGAAUCAGUAUCUACAGGAGUCUUUCAAUUGGAACACAGCUUUGCUGCUGGAUCAAGCCACUCGUCACAGCGCCUGAUUAUAUAUACUUGUUAUAUAUAUUUCCUGCAAACGCUUGGAUCCGCCUGUGUUGGACUCACCACGCCUGGUAGAUGAUUCCACCAGUUUGUGAGAUGAAGAAAGUAGGAUCCUCUACUAAAAGCUGAAAUCAAUGGAUUAUGCCAAUGCAGCUGAGCUGGAAACCUUCUAUACUUCCCACUCACAGACAGUAUGAUGAGUAAACUAGCGGACACGAAGGAGCAGAUGAUACCAUGAAGAGAAGGUCACAGGCCCUCUGUUGCCAUCUGUUUAAUGUUCUACUUGUUUUGGCACAGGCAGAGAAAAAAAUAUUUGCAUUUAAGGAACAGUUUCCAACCUCCCCAUCUUACCACUUUCUGGAAGAAACCAACCCCAAUGCAGCGAUGGUAAUACCGAGUGUCAGCUUCGGUCUUGUUCGGAAGUCUGCGAAGUCUGGCACAAGGAUGUCUGUAAAAUCUGCAGACUUGGUGCCUCCUCUUCACAGCGAAGGUGUUGAUUACAAUGACAGGCUUAUGGCUACGCCACCUCUCAAUAUUCAGGGUGUUACACAUUCAGGAAAUGCACACAGUAAAAGGAAAUCAUCUGCAAAUGUGACAGAUGUGUUCAUUACAGAAACUUACCUCAAACCCGAGCUCAAUUCAAGCUUUUCAAUGAGGACUACAUCAACCACAGACCAUAGCAGCACUAUACUUGGAUUUCUUAAAGAUACUUUGCUGGGACAUGUUGGCACUUUGCAAAGCUUUCCCCAAGAAGACAAGACAGAAGGUUCUACCACCUUUACCAUUGAUAUGUUAAAGAACAAUGAAUCAGUGUCCGUGCCUUUUAAGAGCCAUCAUUCUAAAUUAUGGGAUGUGUUAAAUCGAAAUGGCUCCUUGUUCUCUAUAAGACAAGGUAAGAAUGGAACUUUGCAAACAGUUACAAGAAUGACAACAUCUCCCACAUUUCUGUACACUUCCGCUGAUUCUAAGAGCACAACAUUUGCUUUAGGAACCACCAAGGGUACUGUUGAGAAGCCCCAUACUAUAUCAAACGUAGCUACCACAUUAGACUUGAUUUUGUCAACAGAUGUCAGUACUAGAAGUUCCAUUACUAUGUCCACAGCUGGGUCCACAGCAACUGGAAAUUUUCUUAACAGGCUGGUGCCUGCUGGAACGUGGAAACCUGGGGUUCCUGGUAACAUAUCCCAUGUAACAGAGGAGGGCAGCCAACCCCAACACAGAGAAACUAUCUGUCUCAGCAAAAUGGAUAUUGCUUGGAUAUUCUUGGCUAUUAGUGUACCAAUAUCAUCAUGUUCGGUCUUAUUGACAGUGUGCUGCAUGAGGCGGAAGAAGAAGGCCUCUAACCCCGAUAAUAACUUAAGUUACUGGAAUAAUGCAAUUACCAUGGACUACUUCAACAAACAUGCUGUGGAGCUACCACGGGAAAUCCAGUCUCUAGAAACAUCAGAGGACCAUCUCUCCGAGCCUCGCUCCCCAGCCAAUGGUGACUAUCGAAACAGUGGAAUGGUCCUUGUCAAUCCAUUUUGUCAGGAAACACUUUUUUCAGGACGUGAACAGGUUUCUGAAAUAUGAAGAUCACUGAAGAAGCAUAUACCCUUUAUGUUACUUUAUUUCUAGUACGAAACAUAAACAGUCUAGAAUAAAAAGGACAGCUUACACACAGCCAAUAAAGAAGGUAUAAGCUCUGUCUAUUGACUCACUGUAGAAACUGGGUAAUAAGCAGUUUAGUUGGGUUUAGCUGAUGUUACAGUGAUACCUCCAAAAAGCAGAUUUAAGUAAAUACAUUCACCUGUAAUAUAAAUAUGCUUUGUGUACCCUCUUUUCCUCCCAUGACUACAAUGUUUUCAGCUUGUUUUCCUAAGAUUUGUCAUCUUUUUACAAUUGUGGUAAGACUUUACAGAAUAAUCUGUGGCUUUAUAAAUAAAGUUAU
Molecule: messenger RNA, 2396 nt
Organism: Pseudophryne corroboree (corroboree frog)
Lineage: Eukaryota; Metazoa; Chordata; Amphibia; Anura; Myobatrachidae
Gene: TMEM108
Product: transmembrane protein 108
Exons: 7
Coding region: 701-2038 (445 amino acids)
Biological process (GO): retrograde axonal transport; dendrite extension; postsynaptic density organization
Cellular component (GO): early endosome; endosome membrane; postsynaptic density
Source: RefSeq, a predicted model, not a curated record